Messenger RNA from Hevea brasiliensis (rubber tree), 2016 nucleotides. Its product is annotated as U3 snoRNP-associated protein-like EMB2271. The transcript is spliced from 7 exons. The record is from RefSeq and is a predicted model, not a curated record. Lineage: Eukaryota; Viridiplantae; Streptophyta; Magnoliopsida; Malpighiales; Euphorbiaceae. Gene Ontology annotation, cellular component: small-subunit processome. Bases 216 to 1730 code for a protein of 504 amino acids. Gene Ontology annotation, molecular function: protein binding; snoRNA binding.
UAUUUUAAAGUGAGAAGGAAAUUUUGGAGAGAGUAUGAUCGUCUGUUAAACCCUAACACCCUUGUCUCGGUUGUCACUUUGGUCCGCUUCCACCUAAAAACCCAACCUUAAACCCUUCCCUGUGUCGGAGCCGCAGCCUUUAUAUUGUCUUCGAACACAUUGAUGGUUUAACGUUAUCUUCUGCAAGUUUUUUCCUUUUCACUGAGAAUUUAACCAUGAAGAGCAAAAAUCCCAAGAAGAGAGGCUCAGUUCCCAGAGGAAACAAGCGGGGCAAUAAAUUCGCAAUCAAAGAUGACCCCUUCUUCAAUACCGAAUCGAAGAAACGCCGAAAGAUGGGUUUCCAAGAUGACUACAUCGACUCCGGAGAGUCAGAGGAGGAAAACGGAGUCUUAAGCGGCGGAGAAGAGAGGAAGGAGGACGAAGAUGAGGAAAUUGAUCAGUUUGCGCAAGAGACUGCAGACGAGAAGAGGCAGCGCAUGGCGAAAUCCUAUGUACAAAAGCUUCGAGAAAUUGCAAUAAGAGAAGAGGAGGAGGAGGGGGAAGAGGAGGAAGAGAGAGAGUUUGAGAAGGAAGGGGAGAGGGAUUCCCUUGUGGUUAAGAAGUUGAUCCAGGAGCAGCUCGAGGAGAGUGGACGAUUGAGAAGAGUUAUAGCUUCCAGGGUUGAGAAGCCUGAUAGUGGAUUUGAGGUCCUAUUGAAGCAUCGGCAUUCUGUUACUGCUGUAUGUCUAUCUGAUGAUGACUCAAAGGGCUUUUCUGCUUCCAAAGAUGGCACAAUUUUAUAUUGGGAUGUAGAUACUGGGAAAGGUGAGAAGUACCAUUGGCCUAAUGAAGAAACACUCAGACUUCAUGGAGCCAAGGGUCCUGAUGGUAAAGCUACAAAGCAUAGCAAACAGGUUUUAUCAUUGGCUGUUAGCACUGAUGGUAAGUAUUUAGCAAGUGGAGGAUUAGAUAGGCAUGUUCAUGUAUGGGACACACGAACGAGAGAACAUAUUCAGGCUUUUCCAGGUCACAGAGGGCCUGUGUCAUGCCUAACUUUUAGGCAAGGGACUUCAGAACUUUUUUCUGGUUCUUUUGAUCGAUCAAUCAAAAUAUGGAAUGUGGAAGACAGAGCUUAUAUAAGCACAUUGUUUGGUCACCAAAGUGAAGUAUUAACAGUUGAUUGCUUGCGGAAAGAACGGGUGUUAGCGACAGGACGUGAUCGGACUAUGCAAUUAUUCAAGGUCCCAGAGGAGUCAAGGUUGAUAUUUCGUGCUUCUGCAUCCUCUCUGGAAUGUUGUUGUUUUAUUGAUAAUGAUGAAUUUUUAUCUGGUUCCGAUGAUGGAAAUAUUGAGCUCUGGAGCGUCCAAAAAAAGAAGCCUGUGUACGUUGUUAAGAAUGCUCAUGCUAUGUUGACUGACUUCAAAAAUUUUGAACAAAAAGAAAAUGGAAGUAUGUUUAAUGGUUAUCUAGCAUGUUCCUGGGUAAGUUCAGUCGCUGUAUGUAGAGGCAGUGAUCUUGCAGCAUCAGGCGCUGGUAGUGGUUCUGUUCGCUUAUGGACUGUUGAAAGUGCUCCCAAAGGCAUUAAACCCCUAUAUGAUCUUCCAUUGGUUGGGUUUGUGAAUUCACUGGCUUUUUCAAAAUCUGGAAAGUUCCUUGUUGCUGGAGUUGGGCAGGAGCCUCGACUUGGAAGAUGGGGACGAAUUUCAGCUGCUCGAAAUGGUGUUGCAAUUCAAAGGUUGACACUUUCAUAGGCUGUAGAAAAUUUUUUUUUACUCGCCCAGAAGUUUUGAUCACUCAAACUAGAGAAAUUAAAUGAGAAAUUCUGAUCCUUGUGAUUUGGUCUUUGUCCAAAUUGUAUAUUUAAUGCCGGCUCAUUAAUUAUGAUCAUUUUGCAGCCUGUUGUUUAGUUCUUUUCCUUUUCAAUAUUUUUAGUUUUUCCACAUUGAAAGGGAAUAGGAAAAUAUGUUCAUUUAUGCUGACAGAGAUUCAUAUUUCAUGGAAGGAGAAUUGUCGGAGUAAUUUAUUUUCCAAUGCAAA